CUGAGGAAAUCCAGCCCAAGUUCGCCGCGAUGACUGUGCUGCUGGCAUCGGGGUGUCUCCGCGGCAUCCCUGCCUCUGGACCGCGCCGCUGCUCGCCCUGAAUCCGCACCGCCGGGUUAAAGCUUAAUUCUCAUGUUGUGGUUGCUGGGGCUGCUGCCGCUUUCCCGUGUUUUGCGAUGGGAGGUGGAGGAAAAAGGAUUGUCCGUGAGUCAACACUGAAAAUGUGAUUAGGAGGAACUGCUUUCACUAAUCUGUUUCUAACCUUUUAGUCCAUGUUGGCCUGUGACCCCUUUCAGCUUUCAGAUCGAGCCUGAUUAGACCACAACACUGGUCUCCCUAUGGAAGCAGCUGUUUCUAUCUGGCAGUGAGAUCCCAUGGAGAAGCUGAGGAAGGGGAUGGCUCUACAUAUCCAUGAAGUCUGGAUACUUCUGUUUGUAAUCCCUGCUUUGGUAACUCCAGCUGCCAUCAAUCAUGAAGACUACCCUGCCGAUGAAGGGGACCAGACCUCCAGUAAUGACAAUCUGAUCUUUGAUGACUACCGAGGGAAGGGCUGUGUGGAUGACAGUGGCUUUGUGUACAAACUGGGAGAACGUUUUUUCCCGGGACAUUCCAACUGUCCCUGUGUCUGUACUGAGGAUGGACCUGUUUGUGAUCAACCAGAAUGCCCUAAAAUCCACCCAAAGUGUACAAAAGUGGAACACAAUGGAUGCUGUCCAGAAUGCAAAGAAGUAAAAAACUUUUGUGAAUAUCAUGGGAAAAAUUACAAAAUCUUGGAGGAGUUUAAGCCCUCGCCAUGCGAAUGGUGUCGCUGCGAGCCCAGCAAUGAAGUUCACUGUGUUGUAGCAGACUGCGCAGUUCCCGAGUGUGUCAACCCAGUCUAUGAACCAGAACAGUGUUGUCCUGUCUGCAAAAAUGGUCCGAACUGCUUUGCAGGAACCACGAUAAUUCCCGCCGGCAUCGAAGUGAAGGUGGACGACUGCAACAUCUGCCACUGCCACAACGGGGACUGGUGGAAGCCGGCGCAGUGCUCCAAGCGCGAGUGCCAGGGCAAGCAGGCUCUGUAGCGGCAAACCCCCCUGCCAGCAGCACCGCCGGCCAAACAACCCGCUGAUGAUGAUGACUAUGAAGAUGACGAAGGAAUGGCUUUGACGCUGCCCACGCGUCCAACCUCCUGCCAGCUGCAACAGGGUCACCAGCAAAACCUUGCGAGGGUUUCACACAAGCAGAGAUUUUUACUUGCGGGGAAGGGUCUCCCUCUCCCCCCACCCCCUCCUGCUUUUCUCUCGCUUUACACACUAUGUAUCCAGUAUCUACUCUGCUUUUGUAAUUACCAGUGCUUGAUAGGGAUGCAGUGGUCAGAUUUGGGGAGGAAACAAGAAAAACUGCCCACACAAGCUGUUGGACUGGUGAUGCCUCUGAGAUGCCAGCCAAUUCACCGCUCUCACUUUCUACAAUGUGGAUCGCGGGUUUUUCACGUUUAUUUAUUUAAAGUUUUUUUUUGCUAUUGUGAAAUAUUUUUUUUUUAAGCCUCUUCCUAAGCUAGGAUCGUCGGGGCAAUACAGCUAUGAGUGAAGCGAUGAAUCAUUUUUAUCGUGUCUAUAAGGGGAGGGGGCCCACUAAGGACAGGAGGGAGGUAGAUAUUAAAAGGGGAGGAAGGGGUUAAAUAAAAGCCCAGCUGGAAUGUAACUUGCAGAAGGACCAAGGUAGAUGCACAGGUACACGGCCGGACACCCGAGACACAAGCUGUAUCUGUGUUACACUUUCUCCACUGAGUGGGGACAAUAAAGUCGAAGACACCUACACAGUCACCGUGACCUUGAUCGGAGCACAAGCCCACACCGGCUGCACGGGCAGGCAGGGCUGGCAAGCCAGCAAGGCUUGGCACGGCACCGAGAGAGCAGUGUCUUACCUGGGUUGUCUCUGUGCGAUGCCUGGCUGGGGCAGCUGCGGUGGAGCAGAGGGAGGAGGGUCCCUGCUUUGCUGGCAGCACCGCUGCUCUUGCUGGAGCCAAGGGCAUCAUUUCAUUGACUUCAGCAACAGUGGGACUCAGCCGCCAUGAGUCAAAAUUAAAAUAUCUGAUCCACCCAUCACCCUUAGGGAGGUUUCCAGAAACACCCCAUCAUUGUGCCAGCACUGAACCAGCUCAGCUGGUGGGUAAGAACUUUUGCUGCAGCGCGAAGGAGCUUCCCUGGCUCUCCCCCAGUCCUGGGAGCAUCCGUACUGCUGGGGAUAACGCAAGCCAGGGUGCAUGGGCGGCUGGGGACAGGAUGGCUGAGUCUACGGGAAUGGGCUCCUGGUGUAAAGGGUCUCUCUAGAAAGCAGCUAUGUGCCUGCCUGCCAAGCGGGGAGGUCCUGCUGGUCCCUUUGGCUUUUUCAGCACCGGCACCUCGUGUUUUCUCAGGCUGCGGCUUCCAAGCGAUACUGUGAGAGAAAAGCCACCAGUGUCAUUUCCCUGCGCUGCCCUGCCCAGGUGAGCACAGGAGCCUUUCCCAUCACUGUCCAUGCUUGAUUUGCUGCUUUUUGGUCACGGCCAUUGGGGUGAUAGUGCUUACUUGUUCAGACUUCAGCCCAGCUGCUCUUAACAGCGAUGGCAGCAAAUCCUCCUUACAGCAUCCUCCACCGAAGUUGAUCAGCCUGGUUGGUCUCGGUUUAUGCACACUGUUGCCUUUAUAUUUUUAUUUCUUCCCCAUUUUUGCAUUUUACUGGAGGGCAAGGGGUAGGACAAGCGCUAGCACAGUGAUUGCCAUACUUUGGCUGAGCAUUGGCUUCCUGCGAGUUGAACUGGUACCAUUAAAGAAGUCAUCACCACAUUUCUUUGUAAGCUGUUGCCUGUCAAUGACUAUCUGGUUUCAAAAUCUUCAAACAAUAGUGUGCCUGAAACUAGUGAGAAAAAAAAAUUCUGUAAAAAAUGGGGGGCUGUCUCGAAACAAUAUUUGAUGUGUAAAAGACUAUAUUAUUAAAAAAUUAUUUUGUUAAAUAUAAAG
Molecule: messenger RNA, 2984 nt
Organism: Falco peregrinus (peregrine falcon)
Lineage: Eukaryota; Metazoa; Chordata; Aves; Falconiformes; Falconidae
Gene: VWC2L
Product: von Willebrand factor C domain containing 2 like
Exons: 4
Coding region: 375-1064 (229 amino acids)
Biological process (GO): negative regulation of BMP signaling pathway
Cellular component (GO): AMPA glutamate receptor complex
Molecular function (GO): protein binding
Source: RefSeq, a predicted model, not a curated record